GUGGACUGUAAGGACUAUGAGGACUGUGAGGACUGUGUGGACUGCGCUGGUGGUACCUGUGCACGAUGCGCCAUGGGCCUGUGGGACUGAGGGCUUGACUGGGGCAGCAUCGUGGGCGUCUGCACGAUGUAUAUAACUCGGGAUGGACGAUCUGUUUCCCAUUCCUUCUCUCGCUGGUUCCGUUGCUCUCCAUCUAACCAUUGACCGAUUUGUCCAUCUAUCUCCUCGAUCUUCUUCUGAGUGUUUUGUUUUUUGUUUCCUUUCCCUUCUUCCUCCACUACUGUUUGGUGUUUACUUUUCUUUUUCUUUUUCUUUUCCUUCUCUUUUUCCCUUUUUGGCCGUUUUGUGCCCAUCUUCUUACUUUCCUUUCCUCCCGCUUUCUGCAUUUUUUUUAUCAUAUUUUAUUUUCUUCUGUCGAUAUCCAUUUCUUAUACCUCGCUCCUUCUGAUAGCUAGGCUAGUCAGUUCUAACGAUAUAACCGUCACGAAUUUCUCCUUCUAUUUCCACGACUCUCUAUCUGCCAGCAUCCUACCGAGCAAACCCGUUUAGUAGCCAUUGUUAUUGCCUUCCACCUACUAUCUCGGAACCACCACCACCUCCUCCUCCUCCUCCUCCCACCUCAGUCUAUACAAAAACAGGAGACCUAAAGGGGCAACAAACACAAUGCAAUUCCUUCUCCUCCUAGCCUCAUUAGCCUCCACGGCCUCAAUCGCUCUCGCCGUCCCCUCGGGCUGGUCCCCAGAUACUGCCAAAUUCUACUCAACCGUGGCUAAAGAGAUCAAGGAAGCCAGGAAGCAUCAUAAAAACCCUGCGCUACCAAAUUGUGACAUGUCAAGAGCAAGACUACCAACGACAGAUGAGCCGCUGCCGGCUGUGCCUAAGGGACAGAAGUUGUUGCAUGUUACUAUUGGAAGGGGGAUUCAGAACUACACCUGCCCCUCCAGCUCAUCAACCGACAAACCAAAAGCAACCGGCGCCCUCGCAACCCUCUUCGAAGCCUCCUGCCUCGCCUCCACAUACCCAUUCCUCCUCACCCUCCUCCCCCGAGUCGCCCUCCACAUCUCCAAGCCCCCUUACCCUCAAAACUCCCCCUCCUCGUCCCCAGGCUCCCAAGUAGGCAUCGCCAACCCCUUCACCUUCGGCCCCAACGACAUGCCCAUCGCCGGCUACCAUUUCUUCGACUCCACCGGCGUCCCCGUCUUCGACCUUCAGGCAGACGGCCACGCCGCCGUCGAGAAGAUCUCCGGUGUCCCCGCGCCCAAGGGUGCGAUGAAGGGCGUGGGCAGGCAGAGUUGGGGCGCCGUGCCGUGGUUGUAUCUUGCGGCUGUGGAUGGGAGUCUGGGUAAGGCGAAGAGUGUUUAUCGUGUGGGGACGGCGGGGGGCAAGGCGCCACCGACGUGCGAGGGGUGGAAGGGGAAUGAUGGGGAUGGAGGGGUUUUGAGUGUGGAAUAUGCGGCGGAGUAUUGGUUUUAUGGAUAGAGGGUUUACUUUUUUUAGGGUAGGGUGUGUGUAUUUGGCACCUCUGUUGUGGUUGGGGAUGGGACAGGGGAUGUUUGCAAGGACAAAAUAUUUGAAUAUGAUACCUGAGAAGAAAAAGAGAAAAAAAAAAA
Blastomyces dermatitidis ER-3 is the source of this 1610-nucleotide messenger RNA. RefSeq names its product malate dehydrogenase. NCBI's taxonomy places the organism in Eukaryota, Fungi, Ascomycota, Eurotiomycetes, Onygenales, Ajellomycetaceae. The coding region runs from base 664 to 1479 and encodes 271 amino acids. The transcript is spliced from 2 exons. The record is from RefSeq and is a predicted model, not a curated record.